Molecule: messenger RNA, 615 nt
Organism: Erythranthe guttata (spotted monkey flower)
Lineage: Eukaryota; Viridiplantae; Streptophyta; Magnoliopsida; Lamiales; Phrymaceae
Source: RefSeq, a predicted model, not a curated record
AAAACCAUAAAAAUUAUCUAAACCGGUUUAGGAACUGGACCGAUCAUAAAUCUGAAGAAGAAAAAUGCAGGGAGCCCGCAAAAGAAAGCAAACCCACCCACAACCCUCUGCUAAAUCACCAAAAUCCACCGUGAAUAGCGGCUGCGCCGCCGCCGCCGCCGCCGUUGAAAACCCAUAUCCAGAUUACCCGCGGCCCACCGCCGAAGAAUGUUGCUCCGUACGAGACGAUCUAUUGUCCCUCCACGGUUUCCCACAAGAGUUCGUCAAAUACCGAAAUCAAAGAUCGAAAAAAAAAUCAAAAUCCGCCGAUUUCGGAGAAGAUGAUGAUGAGAGAGAAAGUGUUUUGGACGGACUGGUGAAAACCAUACUUUCACAGAAUACGACAGAGCUUAAUUCUGAAAGAGCUUUUGCUUCUCUCAAAAGUGCUUUUCCUAUUUGGAAUGAUGAUUUUUACAUAUCUUGGAAAUGUAAAUAGCCUGCCCCGAAUUCUAUAUGUCUCAACGUGUUCGGUGUUCGUGCUACAUUUCAAUCUUCCUCAAAUUUCGGAACUAGACGUGAUUCUUGAACGGUAGAAAACAUUCGAUGGAUUGUUGAAAAGGGUUGAGCUUCACUUGU